AUGAUAGCAAAAACCUUAUUUGUGAUUUCAUUUUUGUCAUUUGGUGUUCUUUCACAUUAAAAAUGCAAUAUGUAUCCUCAUUCUGCUUAAAAAUGCAUUUAGAAUACUGAAAAAAUUAGAUGUAAUUGAACACAAUUAAUAGUAGGCGAAUAUGAUAAUUUUGGUCAUGUAUGUAGUAAUAACAUGGAGACCAAUUUAGGUUGUUCUCCAAAUCUUAAUAAGGAGGCAUGCUUGAAUUAAUUGACAGAUGGCUAUAACAAUAGAAUUUAAUGUAAUUUAGAUAUUUUAUAAUAUAAAGGUAUUUUUCAAUCGAAGUGCAAGACAGUAGAGAAAAUUUAGUUGUAAAAAUAUGGAUGCUAUGAAAUGUUCAACAAAAAUUCCUGUUUAAAUGUGCAAAAACAUUCGUGUAUAUGGUAGGAUAAUAGAUGUUAACCUUUAAAGUAAACUAUAUAAGAUAAUUCAAAAAUAUGUAACAUAUUCACAGCUCCAGUUACUCCUUUUACAUGUGCUUAAUUACCAUCUGGUCUUUGUAAUAAUUUAUUAUUUAUAUUAGGUAUGAGUAGUGGAUAUGAGGGAGAUUUUUAAUGUGUGGAACUAACAUUAGACUAGUUAUCAAAACUUUCUUGUUAUGAAUUAGGAUUAAAUGAGGAGGCUUGUUUGGCAAUCAAUAAGGAAAAUCAAUAUUGUAUAAUAUAAAAUAUUUAUAUUUAGGUAUUUUUAAAGAUAAUGAAUGUAUGGAAAUAAAAUUACCAGAUAUAAAAUCAUGCGAUAAUAAAUUUAGUUAAUCUUUAUGUUUGUCUAUUUAAAAUCCAGAUAUAUAAUGUGAAUGGGUUGAUAAUAAAUGCAUAAAAUUUGAGAAAAACUCUGAAUUUUAGUGUGUUACUUACAAUUUGGUUAAUGUUUCUGUAUGUUAAAUAUAAAAUGGAUUUUGUUAAUAUAAUGUGAGAAAUCAUAAAUGUAUGAAUAUUGAAAAAAAAUUAAUACAUUUGAUAUCAUGUGAUACACCAGGAUUGUCAAGAUUAGCAUGUUUAUCAGUUCAGAAUUAUAAUUGUACAUUUAUAAAUGGUAGGUGUUAAGAAUUAUCUGAAUUCGAGCUUAAUUUCUUUUAAUGUCAUAUGGAAUUAAAUAAAUAAGCUUGUGUAAAUAUAUUAACUCCUUUUUAAUAUUGUUUUUGGAAUGGAAAUAAUUGUGAAAGAAGAAUUAUAAAUUAAGAUUAUGAUUGUCCUUUAAAAUUUGAUAAUAAUAAUUUUAUUGUAAAUGGUAAUGUUUGUUAGGCAAUUUCUAAAAAUAAUAUUAAAUGUAAAUAUAAUAAAUAAACACAUUUAUGUAUUGAGAGUUCAAUAAAUGAUAUUUGUGAAUCUUCAUUUAUAAAUAGAUUUGGUUGUCUAAGUAUUAUUAAAAGUGAUUAAACAUGUUAAUGGACAUCUUUAGGUUGUAAAAAUAUUGAAGUUAUUCAAUAUAUUACUACAUGUGCUAGUUUGGGAAGUGCUAAUCCAAUUGCAUGUUCUUAAGUACAUGAAAAAGAAGAGAAUAUAGGUUGUUAUUUUGAUUAUAUAAAAUAAAAAUGUGUUACAUUAACUAUUAGAUUAAAUCCUAAUGCAAAUAAAAAUGAAUAUUAAUAGUAUCAAUAAGAUUUAGAAACUUUGAGAAAUAUCUAAUGUAAUCAAAUAUAAUAAGGUAUAAAUCGAAUUACUUGUUCUUCUAUCACAACUAAAGAUACAGCUUGUAUGUGGAAAAAUAAUUAAUGUAUUUAGAUAGAGAAUAUGAAGGAUAUAUAAAAUAUACCAUGUUUACAUUUAUAAUAUGCUAAUUAUGGAGCAUGUUCUUAUGUAUAAUAUGGAGGAGAGGUUUGUAGAUAUAAUAGUGAUAUUAAGGGAUGUGUAAAUUCUAUUAGUCCUCAUAUGUAAUGUAAUGAACCUGGAUUAAAUAGUUCUGGAUGUCUAAAAGCUGAAGGUAAGUGUUAAUUUAUAAAUAAUUAAUGUUAAAAUCCAGAUAAAUAAACAGAAGAAAAUAAUAAUGAAAUUAUUGAAAUUCCAAAACCAGAACCUUCAUAAACAUGUGGAAGUACAUCUCCUACUAAAGCAGUUUGUGUUUCUUUUACAGCUACUUAAUUAAUAUGUUAAUGGAGCAAAUCAAAAGGUUUUUGUGAAGCUGUUGAAAUUAAAGAAAAUUAAUAUUGUCUUGAUUUUGCAAAACCUGAUAUAUAGGUUAAUUCUAAUGUAUGUGCAUCUAUUUUAUCUGAUUUUCCUGAUUAUGAUUAUCAAAAAGGAAAUUAAGUUGAUAAAAAUAGAGGUUAUUGUUAUUAUAAUAAAUAAACAUCUAUUUGUUAAAUUAAAAAAGAAUUAUGUAACACUAAUUGUUGUACAGAAAAUGAAAAUAUAGGAAUAAAUGCUCAUUCAUGUAGUAAAUUUUCAAGUACUGAAAUAGGAGUUUAUUGUUAUUUUAUGAAUUUAAGAUGUUAGGAAUUAACUUUUGAAACUGUAGAUAUAACAAAUCCAAAUGAAGUUAAAUAAUAUUAUAAUGAAAUAAAAUUACCAUGUUCUUCUAUGAAUAAGAAUUCUUGUCAUAUGAUUAAUUGGUCACCAGAAUAAUAAUGUUAUUAUAAUGGAAUUAUCUGUAAUCAAUUUAAUUAAAAAUAUCAUAAUAAUUAUCGUAUUUUCACUGAAGAACCUUAUAUCUUAAAUGAGAAUGCUUGUAUUGCUAUAGAUGGUUAAAUAACUGAAUUUAAUACAUUAAAAUAUAUAGGAUAUGAUGAUAUUAAUAAUAGAUGUUAAGAACUUUUAUUAGAUCCUGAAUAUUCAUAUAAUUAUUGUGAAUAAGUAAAAGGUAAUAGAAAUAUUUGUCAAAGAUAUACUGGUUAUAGCUAUUGUAAAUGGGAUGAAAAAUAACUAAAAUGUAUUACAAUACCUUAUGAUGAAUAUGAUGAAAUUUAAUCAUGUGAUUCAGAAUUGAAUGUUAGAGCAUGUACUGAUCUUAAGAAUAUUAGUUGUUUAUUUUCAUAUCAUUUAGAUAAAUGUAUUAAAUUUAAUGAUGUUAAUGUGGAUUGUAAUCAUUUUUAAACUAUUGGUAAAGUUAGUGAGUAAGUAUGUGUAUAAAUUAAUAAACCUGGAUAAUAGUGUCAAUUUCAUAAUUAUUAAUGUAUUGAUUCAACUUUAACUUACUAUCGCUGUAAAGGUUCAUCAGCCAAUAAUAGAUCUUGUUAUGCAAAUACUAAAUUUUUGUGUAGAUGGGAUUCUAAUUCAUUAUAAUGUUAUGAAAAUUAUACAAAAAUAGAAGAAUUAUCAUGUUUAGAUAAUAUAAAUAUUGAAUUAUGUAAAAAGAUAACAAAAGAAGCUUGUGUUUGGAAUGAUAUAUUAAAAUAAUGUGAAAUUUUUAAUACUAUUAAUUCAAUUGAUUUUGAGACUUUUAACAAUACUGGAAAUCAUAAAUUUAAUGAAAUAGCAUGUCUAUUAAUAACAGGAGAUGCAUAUUAUUAUGAUUAAUAUUAAUAAAAAUGUCUUAAACUAACAUCUAAAACAAUAGAUUGUAAUACUUAUCAAAUGAAUAAAUAUGCUUGUUUAUAUCAUACAUAAACCCAUAAUUGUUAUUAUGAUGAAUAAGAGAUAUUACCUAAUAAUAAAUGUAAACCAUUUAUUUAAGAUUAAUCAAUAUGUUAGACUUAAUGGCAGAUAAAUAUAGAAGUAUGUAUGAAUAUAUAUAAUCCUUGUAUUUUUGAUGUGGCUACAUUAUAAUGUUAAUCAUUUGAAUUCUUAGAUACUAUGACUUGUACUGAUUUAUCAAAUUAUUCCAUUAAUUUAUAACAUCCUAAUAAAAGAGUUUGCUCAUCUGUUGUUUAAUCUUUAGAAGAAACUUUAGGAGAAUUGUUAUGUGUUGAAGAUAAAGUAAAUACAUAGGAAUGCAAAUUCUAAAAAUAUUGUUUUUGGUCUAAUUAUUCAUGUGAAAUUUAUCAAAUAGUAUAUAAUCAUUUAGAUUCAAAAAGUGGACAAGAACAGUCUUAAAAGGAAUGUCCUGAAUUCUAAAAAGUUGAUACUUGUUUUGAAGAAAUUACAAAGAAUGAAUCAUAUGGUAAAAAUAUAUAAUAAUUAAUUGAAAAUAAUUGGGUAUUUAUUAAUGAGACUUGUAAUAUGCAAAUUAUCAAAUAUACUAGAAAUCAUACAUAUUAUUAGCUAUCUGAUAAUACUAAUGUAUGUAAAAUAUAGGAAUGCUCAAUUAUAGAAAGAAUAUAUUGUUAUGUAAUUACUAUUAUUGAGACUAUAAUUCCAAUAAAUGAAAUUACACCUGAUAAUUAUGAUGCUUCAAUUCAUGAUAUAAAAGUUAUUACUGAUAAUUAUGAUGAAUGUUAGUAUUUUUAUUGUGGUUAAUUUACUGAUUAUGAUUGUAAUAUUGAGAAAGCUAAAUGUUAAAGAAAAAAAACUUGUAAAAAGGAUAUAACAUAUCCUCAUGAUUAAUACAUAAAUAAUGAUUGUACAAUAGAAAAUAAAUAUAUUACUAAUCAUUGGUGCUUAUUAGAAGAAAAUUAUAUCAUAAAUUGUAUUAGCCAUUUUUCAAAAGCAUAAUGCUUAGAAUUGAGUCCAAAAUGUUUUUAUGAUGCUAAUUAAGGAGGUUGUAUGUAAUUAGAGGGAAAUGAACAUAAUAUUGGAGAUUGUAAUUAAAUCGCAAAUGAUUGUUAUGUUAGUUAAAGUCAUAAUGCAAUUUGUUAAAAUGGAGAAUCAACUAUUCAACCAGGUGAUAAAUGCAAAACAGUAUAAAAAGAAUAUAAGUAUUGUGUACCUCUUACAACAUAUUAAUCACCAUAUUUUUGUUCAGAUAUUUUAGAGACAGAUGCUUAACCUAUUUUAUGUGCUAGAGCUGAUGAUGAUUGUAGAUAUGAUGGGAAAGCAUGUAUAAAUUCAAUGCCAAAACUUAAAGGAAGUGGAUCAUAUCCUUGUGAUAAGAGUUUUAGUAAAUCAAUAUGUGAAAAAUGUGGAUGCAAUUAUACUUAUUUAGGAUACUGUUAAUAUUAUAGAUAAGAACCUUAAUUAAAUUAAGAUAAAUCUAAUAAAGACUUUCUAUGUUAUUAAGUAAAUCUAUUAGAUACAAUUUAUAAAUAAGAAGUAUGCACAAAAGUUGAUUAAGCAUGUGCAUUUCUAGAUAAUAAUUGUUUAGAUGCUACUCAUUAUUCAUGUAAUUAAUUAUUUGAAUUACCUGUUUCUUUAAAAGCAUGUAUGAAAUGUUAAGAACAUGCUACUAAAUAUGAUGAUAUUUAAUAGAAAUGUUUAAAUAUUGAUAAUAUUCCUAAUUAAAACACUUGUAGUAAUCUUAAUUAAUUAGCUUGUCUUAGAAAAACUGAAGGAGUCUAAUGUAAAUGGGAAAAUUUUAAAUGUAAUACAAUAUCAAUAUUCGAAAGUGAUAAAAUUGAAUGUUCUAUUUUAAAUUAAACUGCUUGUUAUAUUAAACAAAUUAAUAUUUGUUGGGUUGAUUAAACAACUUUUUAAUGUGUCAAUUAUGAUCCUUAUUAGGGUAAAUGUGAUUUAUUAAAAACUUAAUCUCUUUGUGUAAGAUCUUUAUAUGAAAAUUGUAAAUGGACUUUAAAUAAAUGUAUUCAGAAUGAUGAAAUAACUACUAAUACAUGUAAUAAUUUAAAUCAAUAUUAAUGUCUUAAUGCAAUAGAUAUAGCAUGUGGAUGGUCAGAUUUAUAUGAAAAUUGCUAUGAAUUAUAAUUUAGAUAUUAGCCUUAUUCAUGUAAGGAAUUUUUGAUUGAUUAUUAAUAUUAGUAUAUUAAUCGUAAUAAUUACUUCACAUGUACUUAAAUUAAAUAUAAGGGGGGUUGUAUUCAUGAUUAAUAUUAUAAAUGUAGAGAAGUUAUACCUACUGAUAUUCUCUCUUGUGAAGAAUCAAUAAUUUCUAAUAUUAAUGAAUAUGCAUGUAUAAGAUUAACUAAAGGAUAUUGUAAAUUUGUUGAUAAUAAAUGUUAAAAAACAUAAGAAUCUAAUUUAGGUUGUUAAUCUUAUUUGAACUAAUAAGCUUGUCUAUUAUAAGAUUUUGCUUGUAAAUUCGAUAAUUAUUGUUAAUCAUAUGUUAUAUAUCAUACUAGUGGUAUAAGAGUAUAUUUUCCUUACACUGAAAAAGUUUGUUAAUCUGCUGAUUUCUAUAUCUAUGGCUAAGUUGGUAUAGGUUUAAUAUAUAGUGUGGCAUAAUAAAAAUGUAUAGAUAUUACUAAUAAAAAUAUGAUGAUUAAUGAUUGUAAUUAUGUUGGAAUGAAUAAGUACACAUGUUUAUUAAAGACAAAUACAUAUUGUGAAUUUUAUGAUAAUUAAUGCAGAAAUAUUCAGAUGAAAGUAAUUUCAUAAUUAAAGACUUGUAAAUCUACUUUAAAUUAAUUUACAUGUACAAAAUUAAAUGUAUAAUGCAAAUUUUAUAAUAAUUAAUGUGUUCCAAUUACUGAUAAAGAUAAUUGCCAUACCUUAUAAUAUGAAAAAUCAAUUGUAAAUCUUAGAAUAUGUUUAAAUGAUCAUGAAACUCCUUGCAUGUUUAAUGAUAAAACUUAGAAUUGUGAAAUAAUAACAACACCUUAAAAAUGUAUAGGUCUAAAUUAUAAGGGAUGUAUAUUCUUUACAUAAGGAUCUUAUUGUGAAUUCAAGAAUUCGAAAUGUAUUACAUCUUUUGGAAGUCCCAAUUGUAAAGCUGAUAUUAAUUAAGAUAAAUGUUUAUCUAUAAUAACUAGAGGAUAAUUAUGUUAUUUUGAUAAAAAACUUGGAUGCCAAAAUAUUGAUACUACUAAAAUAGAUAUAAAUAAAUGUUAUAAAUCUGGAUUAUAAACAAAUCCUUAUACUUGUUCUAGAAGCAUAGAUAUUCCAUGCUUUUAUGAUAAGUAAAAUAAAUAAUGUACUCGUUAUACUGAAUAAACUGCAUAUAGUUAUUAAUAAAAUUAUAGUAUUUCCAAUAUUUCUUCAUUUAAUAAAUGGACAUGUUAAAUGUACAAUAUAUAAAAAGCUCUUAUAUGGAAGGAAUCAUGUUUAGUAGUUAAAAGUUCUGAAUUGGUAUAUAUAAAAUGUAGUGAUUUAGUAAAUAAAAUAGCAUGUUUAAGUAUUUAAACACCUUAUUAAUUUUGUCAAUAUAAAAAUAAUAAAUGUUAAAAUGCAAAUUUGGAUGAUUUUAAAAAUAUGAGUUGUGAUUAAAUAAUAGAUAUAAAUUCUGGUGUAUUUUGUGCACUUAAUCAAAAUAAAAUUCCAUGUGAAUUCAAUAAAUCAUUAUUUAGAUGUUAAAUAGUUGUAAGUGAAUCUAUAAGUUGUGUUGAAAAAGAUCCAGAAGAGAAAGGAUACAAUUAAACAUGUUGUGAAAAAGAUAAAAAUAAUUGUACUUUUGAUGAAAAUUGUUAUAGAUUGAAUUAUAGUGGAUUUUAAUUUUGUAAAGAUAUUAAAGUUGAUGGUUAAUAUUAAUGUAAUUAAGUUACAGGUGAAGGAUGUAUGAUUUAAUAAAAUAUUUGUAAGAAAAUUUAUUAUUAAGAUUACAGUAAUAUUACUUGUGAAUAAGCUAGUAAUAGAUUUGGAUGUGUUAAUAUUUAAACAUAAGAUUAAUAUUGUUAAUUUGAUGGUGAAUAAUGUAAAUAAUAAGAUUUAGUUUAAUAUAAAGAUAUUAGUUGUUUAAGUAUAGUGAAUAUUAAUAAUUAUAAAUUCUGUGAAUAAGUAUCAGACAUUGCUUGUACAUAUGAUUUAAAAAAAAAAGAAUGUAGAAAUGUAUAUCAAUAAGAAGAAUUCUCAUGUGAAAGAGGAUUGAAUAAAAUUGCUUGUUUAAAUUAAACAAUUAAAGGAUUAUAAUGUAAAUUUCUAGAAUAUUGUUAUGGUCCUAAUAAUGGAAUUAUGAAUUGUAGUUAUAAUGAUAAAGAAUAAUGUUGUAGAGAAGCUGAUUCAAUUGAUACAUGUUUAAAUUAAAAGAUUUAUGAAUGUGAAUGGACAAAUAAUUUAUGUUAAGCAUCAAAAAAUACAUUAAAUGAAUGUGAUUAAAUAACAAAUGGUAGUUUUUUAGUUUGUGCUUCAAUAAAAAAUACUCUUUGUGUAUUUAUUCCUACAUUAUACAAAUGUGAAAGUUAAAAACCUAGUACAUGUGGUUUAUCAUAAACAAGUUAAUAAUGUAAAAGAAUGAAAUCUAUAUCAUGUAUUUGGAAUUUAUAAGAAGAAAUUUGUAAUUAUUCAGAAUAAUCAGCUUAUUUAAGUUGUUAAUAAAUAAAUGAAAGAUCUGGAAAUUAAAGAUCUUGUAUGAGUGUUGAAGUACCAGGUUAAAUGUGUAUAUUUAAGGAUGAAUAAUGUCUUUUAUUUAUAUAAUAAGAAGAUACAAAUAAUUGUUUAGAUAAUAUUAAUAGAAAUGCAUGUAUUUAUUAAACAAUAAGUGAUUGUUAAUGGAUUAAUUAAGUAUAUAAAGUUAAUAAAUACUAAAAUUCAGAUGAAGAAGAGAUAGUAUAAGGUGAAUGUAUGACAAUUACUAAUAUAAAUAAAAUGUCUUGUUCAUCAAAUUUAAGUUAUACAGCUUGUUUAAAAAUAACUAAAAUUGAUUAAUAUUGUAUUUGGAAAGAUUUAAAAUGUUAAACAAUAGAUUAUUAAUAAUAAUAUACUCCUAAUUAACUUAUUUAUGUUAAUUUAAAUGCAUGUGGUUUAGUAAAUAAUGGAGAUAUAGUAAAGUAUGAUUAAAAAUAAAAAAAAUGUGUAAUUAUUGAAAAUGUUUAAGAAUUAACUUGUAAUCCUGUAAUAUUUGGAAUAAAUGAAGCUGCUUGUUUAAGUAUAACUACUUAACCUUGUAUUUGGAAUAGUAUUGAAAAGAUAUGCUAAUAUUAAGAUAUUUUAAUUGAAUCUUAAUAAUGUGAUAAACCUCAUUGGAAUGCUAAAUCUUGUUCAUAACUUAAUAUUAAUUAACCAUGUGGAUAUUAUAUAAAUGGUUGUUAAUUUGUUGAUAUAAAUACAAUUAAAUGUACACAUUCUGGAUUAAAUAAAUUUGCAUGUUUAAAUAUUAAAUAAUAUCCUUGUAUUUGGAAAUAAGAUAAUAAUAAUUAUUAUUAUUGUGAUGAUUAUAUUCCAUAUACUUCAUGUGAAUUAGUACCUAUUAAUGUCAAUUUAAAGGUUUGUUAAUUAGUUGAUUUAGAUGCUUGUUAUUAUGAUAUUAAUAAUAAUAAAUGUGAAAAUAAUAAUUUAUCUAAAAUGAAUUGUGAUACAUUAGGUUUAAAUAUAAUUGCUUGUAUAGAAAUUGAUGGAUGUGUAUUCUAAGAAUAUUGUCAAAAUGUUAAUAAAUAAAUUUAUACUUGUAAUGAAUAUUCAAUUGCUAAUUAUAAAGUUUGUAUGAAUGCAAUAGAUAGUUGUAAAUUCAAUGAAUUAACAUAUGGUUGUAUUCAAGCUAAUGAAGAAUUAUGUGAUACCAAAGGAUUAAGUUAAUAAGGUUGUAAUUCAAGUAAAUGUACAUUAUUUAAUAAUUAAUGUUUAUGCAAUAGUAUUAAAGAUAAAGAUUGCAAUUAUAUUACAAACAUUGAAUAAUGUAAUUCUCUAUCUCAUUGUAUAUAUCUUAAAUAAUUAAAUUAAUGUAAAUGGAAAUAAUGUGAAGAUCAAUCAUAUAAUAAUUGUGAUGGUCUUUAUAUUAAUUCAUAAUAUUGUUAUUCAAAUAAUUUAUAAUAAUGUAAAUCUGCUAAAUAAUGUGAUGAUAUUCAUAAUCCAUUUAAUUAAAAAUGUCCAUCAAUCAAUAAUGAACCAUGUAUUUAUAAUUCAAAAUUAAAUUAAUGUUAAUAACUUAUUUGUGAAAUACUCAAUUAAUAAGAAUGUUUAAAUUAUCCAUAUUAUUGUAAAUAUGAAUAGUCUUGUACAUUUAUAGGUUGUAAUAGUAUAUAAAAAAACAAUUGUGAUUCAAAUAUUUGUUAUUGGAAUUCAGAUAUGAAUAGCUGUUUAGAGUAGAUUGAAUGCUCUUAAAUACUUUAAUAAAAUAAAUGUAAAUAAUAAAAAUAUAAUAAUAAUAAUUGUUAAUGGGUUAAUUAUGAAUAAUAAUCUUUUUGUACUCUUACUCCUUGUAGAUAUUUGCCAAAUAUUAUUUAAUGUACUGGUGUUUAUAUGGAAAAAGGAAUUUGUGUCUUAUUAACUGAUUAAACUUGUGUAUCAUGUGAAGAAAUUUAAAGUUCUUGUAUUUGUCUUUAAAAUAAUGAUUAUUGUGAUUAUAAUUUUAAAGAAAUGAAAUGUUAUUCAAAGAUUUGUGAAAAUUAUUUAACCAAAGAAGACUGUCCAGAAGAAUAUUGUGAAUUUUAAGAGACUGUAAUUAUAUUUAUUUAAAUAGUGCUUACCAUAAUGUAAUUCUCUUUAAUAUUAAUAAUAAUGUGAUAAUAAAUAAUAUUGUAUUUGGAAAGAUUAACAAUGUAAAAAAAAGGACUAAUAUGUUCGUGCUAAUAAUGAGGAAGAAUCAUAUGGAGAAUUAAUAUAAUUAAUACUAUUAAGUAUUUUGAUUCUAUAAAUAUGA
Messenger RNA from Paramecium primaurelia, 10461 nucleotides. The record is from the annotation of a GenBank genome assembly. NCBI's taxonomy places the organism in Eukaryota, Ciliophora, Oligohymenophorea, Peniculida, Parameciidae.